AAAUUAAAUAAAUGUUGUAUUUUAUUCAUUGAAUGUAUACUCUAGGACCCAAGAGAAAAUGACCGUAAAAAGACCGGAUCUGUGCAUCAGUCCCACUUCCAUAUACCAGCUGGCCACGAUCUUCUAGAAGCAUCUUUUACAUUUGUGUAUACAAAGCGAUAUUUGGUCCAAGUAUCAACGUGUCAUUUUGCAACGAUCAGUUUCUAAUGGUUCUGUUAGAACUGAAAAAAGCCGUUUAAGACAGCUCCUAAUAAAAUCUUCUAAAAUUGUUUCCAUGGCUUUUGGUGUAUCAUUAAUAGCAUUUGGAGGAUAUUCACUAGUGUUUGAAGAUGACGAAUUAGUUCAAAAAGGAAACAAAAACAUUCCACUCGUUAUUAAAAUCUAUGAACGGAUAUGUUUUAGAAUAGAAUUUUAUCAUAAGAUGUUUACAAUUCCUGCUACCAAAAAAUUAUUACCUGAUUCAUUACCAGAUUAUUAUGAUAAACCUCAUUAUACACUUGUGUUAGAGAUUACCGAUCUUCUAGUACAUCCAGAGUGGAGCUACAGUACAGGUUGGAGGUUUAAAAAGAGGCCAAAUGUUGAUUAUUUUUUGGAAAGAGUUGGAAAAAAGUUUGAAGUAGUUGUUUACACAGCUGAAAAUGGUUAUAUUGCUUCUCCAAUAUUAGAUGAAAUUGAUCCUAAAGGUUGGAUUCAAUAUCGCUUAUCACGCCAAUGUACUGAAUUUCGAAAUGGUCAAUUAGUAAAAAAUAUUGAAAGAAUUAAUCGUGAUUUAUCAAAAGUCAUUGUAAUAGAUUGGAAUACAAGUUGGACACAACUUCAUCCUUAUAACACUCUUAUUAUUCCUAGAUGGAAUGGUGAUGAAAAUGACAACUCGCUUAUUGACCUUGCAGACUUCUUAAAAGUGGUAUUUUCAAAUGAAGAAAAAGAUGUAAGAGAGAUUUUGAACGAAUAUAAACAAUAUGAUGAUCCUAUAAAGGCAUUCCGAGAGAAUCAAAGAAUAUUAAAGGAAGAAACUAAAGAUGAAGAAGAAAAAGAACAGGAAAUAAAUAAAAUAGAAGAUAAUAAUAAAUCAUGGUUUUCAUGGAUACCGUGGAUUUAUUGAGUAUAUAUAUUAAAAACACACAAUACAAUUCUUUGUACACAAUGUAUGCUUUGUGUGUAUGUUAAUAAGCAUGUUGCAUACCUCAUAGCAUUUUGAUUUUAACAAUUCAACAGAAUCAAAAAUUAAUUGGUUUUAGCCAUAAUAUUGAUCAUGUAUUUUUGUACUUUUAUUUUUAUUUAUAACUCAUACAACUAUUUAAUAUACAUAUUUAUUUAUAUAAUA
Molecule: messenger RNA, 1324 nt
Organism: Myzus persicae (green peach aphid)
Lineage: Eukaryota; Metazoa; Arthropoda; Insecta; Hemiptera; Aphididae
Product: mitochondrial import inner membrane translocase subunit TIM50-C-like
Exons: 8
Coding region: 275-1102 (275 amino acids)
Molecular function (GO): phosphoprotein phosphatase activity
Source: RefSeq, a predicted model, not a curated record